UCCUGGCUACCGGCCUUCUUUGGGGGAAAAACUUGUCGUGUGGAUCCUGAGAUCCAGAAGCUGGCAUAUAGCCCGCACGUCUCCUUGUUCUACGGGGACCAUCCGCCGAGUGCCCGUGAGGAUCUUUCCAAGGAGCUUGCAUCACUGCUGGACAUAUCCUUCAUUGCCAAGGAGGUCACUGUUUGGGAGACGGAUGUCCAAGAUUUCACCUGUAAGUCCUGGAAGCAAGUUGCGAGCUUCAAACUGGAAGGAAAGAAGCCCGCUUCCUUCUGGCGGUUAUUGGGACGCUUUGCUGCCGUUGCUGCACCCGAGUUUCUGCGAAUUGCAGCUGGAACCGCCUGCAGCAUCGCGGCUAGUCUGGUCGUUGACCGAGCAUCCGCGCAUGACAUGGAGCUGUUCUCUGGCAAACAUGCGGGGAAGUCCAAUUUGGAGCUCCUGCAAGUGCUGGGCCACGGACUUUUCUGGUGGGGUUUGAUGAAUCAACUGUAUGGCUGGUCUGGCUGGCUGAUGCAAGGUGCUGGCGAGAAGAUAGCCUGCAGACUGCGUGGGCAGCUAUUUGACCGUCUAAUACAACAGGAUGUCAAGUGGAUCGCGCAGAAAGGAGCGGACGACCUCUACAAGACGUUAAUGCAACGAACCGACAACAUACAGCGAGUCUUUACAUGUGAGAUCCCAGAGCUAGUCAACAUGGUUGCGAACUUAGUUACAAACAUCGGUCUGCUCUGGAUACGGAGGCCGCGGCUGUGCGCCUUCGGCUUUGGCAUGUUUGCAUUUCAGAACAUUGGCUUCGGCAUCUUUGACACCAUGGCCCAGGUUGCGCAGGAUCAUGAUGAUGUUGCAGAGGAGAUAAAGGAUAAUGCCCUGGAAGUUCUACAGAACUUUCGCAUAGUGAGGGCCUUCGCUCGCGAAAACCGCGAGAAGCAGGCUUUCGAGAAAAGCAUUCGGCAGAAGUUGGUUAUGAAGUUGAGUGACUAUGUCUCCUUCGUGACCGACUUUGGCUCUUGGUUCACAGGGGAGUUUGCGUUUCAAGCUGCCUACAUGUACGGUGGAGUGCUGGUGAACCUGAAAUACAUUCUUGCAGAGGAGGUCCGGGAAGCCGUGAGCAAGACGUUCAGGGCCUCCUGGCCCUUGUACCAGCUAAAGCGCCGGCUGAAGACCAAGAUGACCUUUGCGGAGGACGCGGAGGCUGUGCUUGAGGCCUUGGAGCGUCCCCCAGCCAUCCCUUUCGAGGACACCUCGAAGCACAACCCUUUACCUUCAGAAGUCAAGGGCGGCAUCCAGGCCCGGAGCAUGUCUUUCUCUUACACAGAAGACAUGGAGGCCGCCGUGCUGAAGGGCCUGGACUUCAACAUCCCUGCAGGAUCCAUGGUUGGGCUGGUUGGGCCUUCUGGGUGUGGGAAAUCAACACUCUUCAGCAUAUUUCUUCGCUUCUAUGACCCCCAACUUGGAUCCAUGGAGAUUGAUGGAGUGAGCCUGGCUGACUGGAAUCCACAGGCCUUGUACCGGGCCGUUGCCUGGGUGUCUCAGGACCAGUGUGUUUUUCAGGGAUCUGUACUGGACAAUAUUCGCUAUGGCGUGCCGGACGCAUCAGAGGAGGACGUGCUGAGGGCGAUGCGCGAGGCAGACCUGUACGACGAUGUCAUGAAGAAGCCCCAGGGGGUCGGAACACCGGCUUCGGAGCUCUCUGGGGGCCAGAAGCAGCGGCUCAGCAUUGCACGGGCUGUGCUCACGAACCCCAAGAUUCUUCUCCUGGAUGAGGCCACUUCGGCCCUGGAUACCGUGUCUGAGCGCAAGGUUCAGAAAGCCCUGGAGCAGCUCAUGAAGGGCCGCACCGUGAUCGCCAUUGCGCACCGCCUGUCUACGAUCAUGAAUGCCGAUCUCAUCCUAGUCAUGGAAGCCGGCAAAAUCAUCGAACAGGGUACGCACGCCCAGCUACUGCAGAAGGCGGGUGGCAAGUAUGCGAAUCUUGUCCAGCAGCAGCUGGCAGUAGACGACGAUUCCGCCAAGGCAGAGACAUGCACGGACCCGAAGGCCUGGAUUGAAGACUUUUACCGUUUCAGUGCAUCAUCUUGUCUUCGGAUUUAG
This is a messenger RNA of Symbiodinium pilosum, 2085 nucleotides long. Lineage: Eukaryota; Dinophyceae; Suessiales; Symbiodiniaceae. The record is from the annotation of a GenBank genome assembly.